Molecule: messenger RNA, 1167 nt
Organism: Didymodactylos carnosus
Lineage: Eukaryota; Metazoa; Rotifera; Eurotatoria; Philodinida; Philodinidae
Source: the annotation of a GenBank genome assembly
AUGGCAGGUUCGAGUACGGUGACUGUCGCAUCGUCAAAAGCGAAUAAAGUUCAUAAAUGUACCAUGUGUGACAAAGCUUUUGCAAGACCAAACAAAUUACACCAGCAUAUCGACUUUUCACACAGAAAUAAAUAUCCAUAUGAAUGUAGUAUUUGUGGCAAACCAUAUUCGAGUAAAGAUCAUGCCAAUCGCCACUAUCAAAAAGUUCAUGUAUCAUCAAAACGAACAGAAAAAGAAAAUUUGUCAACCUUUCAUUGUUCCAUUGAUAAUUGUUUAAAAAUUUUUGCCAAUAAACAAAAUCUCGAUCGACAUGUAAGAAAGUCUCAUACAUUCAAUGAAAAUAAAAUAAAAUGUCCAUAUUGUGAAGCAAAAGUGAUUGGGAUCAAAGUUUUUCAUUCACAUUUGAUCGAUAGUCACAGUUGCACACCUGGAAAUUACAAAUGCAUAGAUUGUCCAAAAAUGUUUUCAACAAUUAAACAGUUGUCUCAUCAUCGAAAAGCUCACAAUGUUGACGAACGUAUUGUACAACGCACAUUAGAAAAUUUAUUGUCACGUGUAGAAAAACAUGUUGACAAACUCAAAGCUUACAAAUGUGAUCUAUGUGAUCAAACAUUUCAAUGUUUAACAUAUUUAAAUCAACAUAAGAACAGUAAAAUACAUAAUGAUUACUAUGUUUGCAAAGAAGAAAGCUGUGGAAAGAGAUUCGCUUAUCUGAGAAAUCUUCGACAACAUUACAAAGCUCAACAUGAAAAUGUUCGCCUUAUUUGUCCAGUUGUAUCUUGUUCAACAACAUUUACUUAUCAAUCAUCACUCGAUCGUCAUUUAUUGAAUAUGCAUACAUUUAGAGAUAGUAAUAAGCGAUUGAAAUGUUAUCCGAUGAAAGGACAUCGUCGUCAUGAUAUUAAAAAUUUAUUGAGCGGUUUUGAUGGACGUCAUCUAAGAUCGAAAAAAAUGUUAAAUGGAAGUGAAACAAUACAUAAUGAAAUGAAACAGUUAUUAGAAAUAUUAACUGAUACACCAUCUAUUGAGCAGACAGAAACAAAUAAUCAAAUGGAACAUGAAGAGAAUAGUAGUAGUAUAAUGACAGAAGGGUCGAGUUCAACUCAAUCACUCGAUUCUCUUCUGCUAAAUGUUUACAAUGAUAUCGGUCUUUUCCUAUUAAAUUAA